CAUUUGUUCGAAGAGAGAUUGGUAAUAUUAACUAAACAAUAAUUUAUCCCUCUACUGAAAAACUUCUUCAUCUGGACUUCAUCUUGAACUCAGCACAAACAGAUGAUCGACAUCUACUACCACCAUCGUCAACUUCAGAGUCAAUAUCCUUCUAUUUAGAGUACACAUAGUCAGCACUGAAUAACAUUUAUACAGCUUUUCCCCAAGCCUGAUUUACAAGUCAAAAUGGCUGCUGAAAAUAACUGCGGGACUGACGGUGUGUUUCGCAUUUCAACCGAACGUGUCGGCUUUCUCGUGACCGGCAAUAUGACAUGCUUGUGAUCAAGAGCGCAUAUUUCUUUAUCAGUAUAAUGGCAUGUGAAGCCUUUUGUUCUUGGAUGUAUUAGGUAACCUUCGAAUCGACCGAAACCUCAGCUCAACAGUUCACUAAGUCAGAAAAACAGUGGAAGUAAUAAACCAAAAACAAACAAAUGGUUGAUUGCACGGAUGGGUCUUUCGUGAGAGCCUCUGUUCACUGACUGUGUUGAUUUCAUAUUGUUCGAGAACUUUUCUUUCUUACAACUACGUCAAGUUUAUUCAAGAGUAAACUUUAGAAUCCGCCCGUUCCGGAGGAAACAACACUCACAGUGGUCAUGUAAAUAUGAGCCAAAAUUUGUUUGGGUUCAAACACAUUCAACCAUAUUUCUCAGUUUGUUUAGCCUGCGAAUACAGCUGGCUCUCGCCCGCGCGCUCGGCCGCAUUGGGCUGUGUUCUCACGCUACCUUUUGUUGGUGAAUGUUACCCACCCUACCUGGGUGUAUGAAUUGACUCGUUUGUUUUGUUGUUGUUUGUUCCUGGAGCAACUGCACAAUACAGGGCCACUUUUAAAGGUGCAUAAAUUUAGUGGCUAGUUUGACUCCUUUGGCUCGGGAGUGGAUAAAAGAACGAGGAAUAAUCUAUACAUGCGUUAAAUCCUAGGUCUUUAUAUUUAAUGGCUCGUUUGGCUCGGGAGUGGAUAAAAGAAUGUAGAAUAAUUUAUAUAUGCGUUAAGUCCUAGGUCUAUAUAUUUAGUGGCUCGUUUGGCUCGGCAGUGAAUGACAAAGGAGACCCACAGGAGCAAACGAGCCAAACGAGCGACCAACGAGCGCUGUUGGUGAAAUCGAGAGUGACCUGUCUUGCUCAAACUACAACAUAGAGGGCCUCCCACAGGGAUACAAUUAGGUUCUCUUGAUCUCUUUGUAAUUUCACAUUUUGCUAAAGUUUCCGUUAUAGGAGAAAAAAAUAAGAUUACAGCUGCUAAAUUGGUUUGUGCCAAAAGAAGGCAACAGAUACGUCAUCAUAAGAUGGUUAUUGGAAACUUGAUAUGAAAAAGGGGCAACAACAACAAAAAUACUCUGAAUAGGACAGGGACUGAAAAUAAAACAAAGAGACAACGCUUUUUUACGAAAACAGCUGAAAAAUAAAAAUGGUUUUCGACCAGGGACAAAACUAGCAACCAUUGCCCAUUGUGAUCGGCCUACAGAAACAUCCUGUUUCCUGUAUUCUAAUUAUUUUGUUCCCAAUUUUUUGUUAUAUCAUGCGAUAAAAAUCAUAUUUAUUAUUGUUAACAAUGAUAAUCAUAUAUUUUUUUAUCUUUUUGUUGUAAGCUAUUCUUUGUUGAAAACCGCUUCUGCUAUUUUAGAAUGGAAAUUCUUACCAGAGGCGUCUUCCAUUGGAUAAUGUUGUAAAGUAGGCGGCUUUUGUCGUGAUUCUCAUGUCUCAUGUAUUUAUGAUAACUAGAUAAAGCGAGAGCUUUCUUAACCAUUUUACGCGUGGCCGCGGUUCAAAGUGUUUAUCAUGGCGGAGCCUUCGUUGAAUGCCAGAUGCGGCUACCUUUCUUGCUUGUAGAAGGGUCAAGUUUCCGUAGAGGAUUCUCGCUCGAGUGAUAGAGUGGAGAACACAAAGAACAGACAGGACCUUAUUCCACAUUUAACAGAGCUUUGCAGUGACCAUAGCAUCAAGCCAGAAAGCUAGCUGGCAACUUUAUAAAGGUAUUCUCGUACUGAAAGUCUACUAUGAGGACCCCCUCUGAGUUCAUGGCAGACGGGCCCCACUCAGCUGUUAACGGUAUCGGGCCUCAUCACAUGGAGGAACCUGCCGCACAAAAUGGUCACGUGAGUACGCCCACAUCUCUUUCACAGGGUGACACUGCUCCGUCGCUCGUUAAUCGGAGAAAAGCAAAUGACGUCCAUGCUAAUGGCAUCCAGUCCACCAAGGCCGUCAGAAAUAAGAAUGACAUCAUCAAUUUGUCGCCAGGCCUACCAGGUUUCAGCGUCGACAUUUUAGGAUCCCUCAUGUUGCUAUGGCCACCGUUGUGCGUUUCGUAUUUUUGGCUCGCCUGUCACUCUUACCAGUGUUCUCUCGGAGAUCUGGGAGGACAAGUGCUCAGUAAGAUAUCCGAUGGAGCCAUCAUCGAUUUCAUGAAGCAAAACUUCCCGGAGGUUAACGCCGGUGCCAUCAAGUUGUACAGCCUCUGGAUGCUGCUGCAGGUGAUUUUGUUCCUCGCGCUCCCUGGCCGUAUCAGACGAGGAACGGCCACGCCUGCUGGGAAUGUGCUUACCUACAAGUGUAAUGGCAUAAGCGCUUGGGUUGUAACGCACCUUCUGUUCUUCAUCCUAGUUAAGAAGGGUUUUAUUGAUGCCACAAUCAUUAGUGACAACUGGGGAGCCCUGAUGGUUAUCACCAAUGUGUUUGGCUUCAGCUUGGCUUUCGUCUCGUAUGUCAAAGCGCACUAUUUUCCGAGUCAUCGAGAAGAUCGGUGCUUCAGUGGAUCAGUCUUUUACGACUUCUUUAUGGGUGUGGAGCACAACCCCAGAAUUGGCCCUUUUGAUUUCAAACUUUUCUUUAACGGAAGACCUGGAAUAGUGGCGUGGACUUUGAUAAACCUGUCAUUUGCUGCCAAACAGUAUAAAGACUUUGGCUACGUCAGCAACUCCAUGAUUCUCCUCAACAUAUUACACGGGACUUAUGUUGUGGACUUCUUCCUUAACGAAUCUUGGUAUCUGCGCACAAUCGACAUGGCUCACGACCACUUUGGCUUCUACCUGGCCUGGGGAGACACAUGCUGGCUUCCCUUCAUGUACACUCUCCAAAGUGUCUACCUGGCUCGAAAUCCAGUGAGCCUGCCCUGGUGGGGAUGUGCAGCAACUCUCUUGGUUGGCCUGGCCGGCUACAUGAUCUUCCGUUCCGUCAACCACCAGAAAGAUUACUUCCGGGUAGAGAUGAAGACGAAUGGAAAGUGUACGAUCUGGGGAAAGCCGGCUCGGUACAUUUUGGCGCCUUAUGUUACCACUGACGCGGAAAAAAAGCACUCGUACCUUCUGGCCUCUGGUUGGUGGGGACUUUCCCGCCAUUUCAAUUACGUCGGAGAUCUGCUGAACGCGCUCUCCUAUUGCCUUGCGUGUGGAUUUGGUCACGUGCUACCUUAUUUCUACAUCGUUUUCAUGCUGAUUCUCCUGAUCCACCGUUCCUUCCGCGACGAUGUCAGAUGCAGGCAGAAAUAUGGUGCACUCUGGGACAAGUACUGUCAGAUGGUCCCCUACAAGAUCAUUCCUUAUGUGUUUUGAUGAAAGCUGUGGCCGACUGCAAUCACAUACAGUAUUUGUUUAUUUGCUGAAGAUUACACUGCAUCAGUGAACUAUUUGUUAUAUUGACUUUUGCUAUUGAUUUUUAUUAUUCUCGUUGCUUGUUCGCCUGAUAUUUUUUGCUGAUAUUGUAAGAAACAAAUUUUAGAUACUAGCUUUUUGGGGGGAAAUGAAGGGCUAAAGGAAGAACCCCGGGCUGCAUUGAUAUUUAUUGGGUUUUUAUUUGUUUUGUCUCGUCCUUGGACCUUGUAAGAGUGACAUCACAUUCAGCCAAGGCAAAAUAAAAGUCAUACAAUUGACGUCAA
Messenger RNA from Orbicella faveolata, 3907 nucleotides. Its product is annotated as 7-dehydrocholesterol reductase-like. Gene Ontology annotation, molecular function: 7-dehydrocholesterol reductase activity. Gene Ontology annotation, cellular component: endoplasmic reticulum membrane. The record is from RefSeq and is a predicted model, not a curated record. Lineage: Eukaryota; Metazoa; Cnidaria; Anthozoa; Scleractinia; Merulinidae. Gene Ontology annotation, biological process: brassinosteroid biosynthetic process; cholesterol biosynthetic process.